AUGAGUGAAUCAUGUGUGGAGACGCCUGAAGCACCAGCUUGGUUAUCUAAACUUGAGAGUCAAAGAGAAAAACUAAGUAAAGCUAGAUUAGGGCACGACUCCGGCGCCGGAGCGCCGUGUAACUCUUGUGGUUCAGCUUGUCCGGGACUGGAUCUACAUUUCUGGCGGAAAGUUUGCCGAGCAUGUCAUUGUAGUAAGGAUGUCCAUGAUGUUCAGGAUGAUGAUUUGUCGGGUUGGGCUCAGUUUGAACUGCUUGGUACUGCUAAACCUAAGGCUUCCCUACCUCUAAUAAAGAUUCGAGGUGUCACAGAUAAGCCUGUUAAACUAGACUGGGUGCCACCUAACGCUUCUACUGAAUUGGUAUCAGAAUACAUGUCGUGCUUGGGUCCGCUAGCUCCCGUGUCGGGUUCCGAUGCGGCUCGUAAACGGCGGGCGCAGCUUCGAACUCAGCUGCCACCCCACGAUGUUGCGCCAGCGGCCAGACAUCAUGCCUCUGACCAGGAGAAGUCUGAACAUACUGAAUACAUAACUCGUAUCAAGGACCAUGUGGUCGGUAUGGGCAACGUUGUCAGGGUGGGCCCCCUGCAGAGCGCCGAAAUUUGCUCAGUUGAAAACAGCAAAGUGCACACCGCACCAAAAUCAUACGCGUUGCCAUUAAAAAUAUCCAAUUUAUCGAGAGGCGUAAAAUAUAACAUCGUCCCUAAAAAUGCAUCUGAUAAAAAGCUCGUAUUAGAUUCGCAGGGUAAUGUAAUCAGUAGCACUGCUAACUUGCCAGAUUACAAAUCCAGCCCAAUACUUAGCCGCAUAGUUAAAGAUAAACUGCAUAUAAUGCGCAUUGAAUCAGAUAGAAUCAAGAGUGCUGUAGAGCACGGCCCUGUCUAUGACAAACUCUUGAAGAACCUUAAUGAUCUCAACAUGCCUGUCACAAAUGAUGUCUAUUUACAGCCAAUUAAAUUGUUCAGAGAUGAAUAUAACAAGAACCCUCAGUUUAAGGAAGAAGUUAACGAAUUCGCUAACAAGGCAUUGGGUGCUCAAAUGAUCCCCGAUUUAUUAGUUACAAAUAAUAAUGUUAUGGGCACAGCGAAGUUGCUCGAUAGCAGGCUACAAAAGGGAACAAUAUUCGCCCCAAACGGAGAGAUUUGGAGUUGGAAACAGGAGCCAACAACUCCUGAGCAUAGUGGUACCAUUCGCUCAACGAAGAUCAGUCCUCAAUAUUCCACUUCUAUGAAGCCUAUCAACCAAGUGGAGCCACAACAAACUGCGCCGUUGCGAGAAUAUCUCAGAACCCAUUCGGAAGAGGAUGUACCCCCGCCAUUGCCUAAUUAUAACACACAUCCUGGAAACGUGGCCACCUUCAAUGAUAACCUGCAUGACAUACCUGUACAAGUCGGAAAUUACACAGAACAACUUGAUCCCAUAAUGACUCAAUUCGCAGAUAUGUCCCUAAGUCCAGCUGAGGUGGAGUUCAAUAGAAAACUCUAUAAUGAAGGUGUUCCUUGCCAACGUUGUGAGAAGCCAAUGUUUGCUGGAGAAGUAGCAGUGAAAGCAGAAAGAGCAGGUCAAGAAGCAAUUUGGCACCCCCAAUGUUUCACUUGCUGCAAAUGUGGAGAACUGUUGGCUGACUUGGUAUACUUCUAUUAUAAGGGCGAGAUUUAUUGCGCUAGGGAUUUGGCGAACGUUCUAGAGAUACCGCGUUGCGCUGGAUGCGACGAGUUGAUAUUCACUAGACCCUACACUGCCGCUGAAGGUAGGGCGUUUCAUGUGCAGCACUUUUGCUGCUACCAUUGCGAUGCGCCACUAGGCGGGAAGAAAUAUGUGCCAGAUGAUAAAACAGGGUUGCCAAUUUGCCUGUCUUGCUAUGACCAGUUUUAUGCGGAGCGGUGUCGGGCGUGUGGCGGGGUUAUUGGCCCUGAGCAACAAGGAGUUUCGUGGGGCAAUAUGCAUUGGCACGCCAACUGUUUCAUAUGCUCGGGGAGAAUGUGCGGAAAGAGUUUGCUAAGUGGUCGCUUUGUUGUGAAGCAGGAAAUGCCUUUUUGUAGUGUACCUUGUGUACAGAGUAGAAUUAAGUAA
Leptosia nina is the source of this 2070-nucleotide messenger RNA. The record is from the annotation of a GenBank genome assembly. NCBI's taxonomy places the organism in Eukaryota, Metazoa, Arthropoda, Insecta, Lepidoptera, Pieridae.